Messenger RNA from Bacidia gigantensis, 633 nucleotides. It is a transcript of the gene EGD2, whose product is annotated as GAL4 enhancer protein. The record is from RefSeq and is a predicted model, not a curated record. The transcript is spliced from 3 exons. NCBI's taxonomy places the organism in Eukaryota, Fungi, Ascomycota, Lecanoromycetes, Lecanorales, Ramalinaceae. Gene Ontology annotation, biological process: protein targeting to membrane. The coding region runs from base 1 to 633 and encodes 210 amino acids. Gene Ontology annotation, cellular component: cytoplasm; nascent polypeptide-associated complex.
AUGUCGAAUCCUCGCAUUGAGGAGCUCCCUGAUGAUGAACCAAGCAAAAAGGGUGCCGAUGUUGAGGAUGCAUCAAGCAGCUCGGAUUCUGAAGAAGGAGAGGCCGAAAAAGGCGAAGGUGGAGAAAGCAUACCAGGAGGAUCGUCCGUCACAGUACAUUCUCGCAACGAAAAGAAAGCUCGGAAGUCGAUUGCCAAAUUGGGUUUGAAGCAUGUGCCAGGUAUCACGAGGGUCACAUUAAGGAGGCCGAAAAAUAUCCUGUUCGUCAUCAAUCAACCAGACGUUUACAAGUCACCAUCAAGCAACACCUGGAUUAUUUUCGGUGAAGCCAAGAUUGAAGACUUAUCUUCCCAGAUCUCUGACAGUGCGCUUAAAAACAUGGCCCCAACAGACAAUGCAGGUGACCACGCCGGACACAACCACGCUGCAGACAAGGGCAAGGCAAUUGAGGGCGGAGAGGCAAAGAAAGAAGAGGAGGAAGACGAUGGGGAGGAAGUGGACGACACGGGUCUAGAGGCAAAGGACAUUGAGCUAGUCAUGGGCCAAGCCAACGUCUCCAGAAAGAAAGCUGUCAAAGCUCUGAAAGAAAACGACAACGAUAUUGUGAAUAGUAUCAUGGCACUGUCUAUAUAA